Messenger RNA from Poeciliopsis prolifica (blackstripe livebearer), 3479 nucleotides. Its product is annotated as F-box only protein 40. The record is from RefSeq and is a predicted model, not a curated record. Gene Ontology annotation, molecular function: zinc ion binding; ubiquitin protein ligase activity; protein binding. The coding region runs from base 20 to 2089 and encodes 689 amino acids. The transcript is spliced from 4 exons. NCBI's taxonomy places the organism in Eukaryota, Metazoa, Chordata, Actinopteri, Cyprinodontiformes, Poeciliidae. Gene Ontology annotation, cellular component: cytoplasm.
UGAAACAGUUAGAUUCCAAAUGGCAAAAGGAACAAGAAUGGCAACGGGCAUCCAUGAUCACUGUGACAAGUGUUACAGUGUCAGCUGUCAAGCCCCAGUAAAUCUUUCCAUCUCAUGUAUGGUCAUUAAGUGUCACAAAAACUGUGGCGCCACCUUUCACAUGUGUAAGCAAGAAGAGCACGAGCUUCUAUGUCCAAACGAGACGGUGCCUUGCUUUAAUGCUGACUUUGGCUGUCCGCUCAAAAUGCCUCGCCACAAGUCAGCCAAACACCUGGAGGUCUGCCCAGCCAGUGUUGUCUGCUGCUCUCAGGAGUGGAACCGCUGGCCUGUUCCUGAAACAGACAUGACCUUUUACAGAAACGUUUCUGAAAGUCUUCAACAGAACACAGAGGCAAACCUUGACUUUGCUCUGGCCCUCCGGGAUCAAGCCCUGCUGUUUCAGUCCAUUAAAAUGAAAAGCAUUUUUCCUGAGAUGAUUGAGGAAGAGCCUGCCUCUCCAAAUAUUUCCAAUGGAGUUAGCAAUUCUGUUGAGGACACCUCCUGCUCUUUAGAUUGUGGCGAAUUUACAGAAAAUCGCAGAGCAGAGAUGGAGGGAAGAGAACUGAGUCAAGAAGAGACAGAUGCCUUGGCAAAAAAUGGGAAUGUGGCAAGUACCCAAAAUUACAAUUCAUGGGAGAAAAUAUUUAAGAAGGAUAAGGAAGGGUGCAACCAAGCUGUUAAAUGCUUAAAUAAUGGAGGAAAAGAGGAAGAAAAGGAAGAGCAAAAAUCUUUAAACUGCGAAGUAGAAAAGGUGGGAAACAGAAACUCACAUCAACCUGAAGUUAAUGAAUCCAGAAAUAUGAAUGGUGGAACUGGCCUUGCACCUUGGCAGGACGGUGUCCUUGAAAGGUUGGGCAAAGAAGUCAAUAUUGCAGAAUAUAACAUGUACCUGGUGCACAACGGGGCAAUGCUAAUUAACUUUGGUCAACUUGCUGCAUGCACUCCAAGAGAUAAGGACUUUGUUUACGGUAAUCUGGAGCCAAUCGAGGUUCAGACCGUCCGCUCAUUUAACGUUCCUGCCAGCUACCGAGCAAAGCGCAGUCACCUCAAGGACCCAUCACACAAGGCCAAAACUGCACACCAGAGUGUGGAUACUCUAGAUUUGGACGUGUCAGUUGAAAAUCUUCCCACAUCUGAAGAGGUCAGUGCAACACUUCUCUGUUCCCUCGAAAAAGAACUGAAGGGACAUUUAAUUUCAGAGAGUGUUGCGACAGAUGGUCUUUAUGUAGAUACAGGAACACAAACGUACAACUUUUCUUCUGCCCCCUUUAAAGCAGAUGCAACUCUAGCUGAUGUCAUUGCAGAACGACCUCAUGGCCUCCAUCUUGAUGUUGAAACUGAACCUGUCACCAGAAGACACAACAAAAUCAGCUCAUCUUUCAGCUACAUGUGCGGCCACUACUUCCGCCGCGAUGAAUUCCAGUAUCAUUUCAGGAAUGCUCACUGUGACAUACAGGCCUCUCUAAGUGGCUGGUUUCAACAGCGCUGCCCUUUGGCAUACCUCGGCUGCACUUUUUCUCAGACAAGGUUUCACCCGUCAGGUCAAGAAGCAACGAUCAAAUACCGCCAAGAUGUCAGCACCCUUGUACUUCAGCCACUCUUCCCUACAUCCUUCACAGACGCUGGGAAAAGUCUGAGCCCUCAAGGAAGUGCUGGUCAAGAUGUCAAUGGCCUCAGCAGUCUACCUCUUGAGAUCCUUCAGCAUAUUGCUGGCUACCUUGACAGUUUUACUCUGUCUCAGCUAUCACAAGUUUCCCAUCUGAUGAGAGAAGUUUGUGCCACACUGUUGCAGGACAGAGGAAUGGUGUUUUUGGAGUGGAAGAAAAAGAUAUAUUCUCAUGGUGGAAGUUCAUGGAAAAGUUUACCCAUCUGGAGGUUCAGCUCUCUGUUUUCUCCUGUGGACCGCUGGAGUUUCAGUAAUGCUCCUUCCAUGUCGGAGCACCUGAAAAGCUGCUCCUUCUAUCAGAGAGAGGAGCGCAGGGAGCCGGCGGCUCUGGCCUGCCUGCAAGAGGUCAGAGUAAAGCACCAAGAACUGAAGCACAAAAGAUAAUCCUUACAUCUUGGAACGCAGUGGGUGGACCACAGCAGGAGCAAUGUCAUCUUAGGAAUCACUGAAGAAAUUGGCUGAUACAUGUGUUCUGCACAGCUGCCGUGUAAAAGCUGUAAAAACCUUCGUUAGGCAUUUUUAAUCAUCUCACUUAAGAGUAAAAUUAAUUAAAUAAUUGUCUUGGUUUUAGCUUUAAGCAAAAAUUACCCUUGUUGCUUGAAAAGCCAAAAGGAAAUGAUGCAGCUGGUUCAACAUGGCAAGACUGACAUCCAGUGGAGCAGAGCAGAAGUGCCUGCACAAAACAUGGCAUCACAUUACAGUGUAUUAAAAGAAUUUAGAUAUCUGAAUCCAGGCUGCCUUUAGUGUGGAUUCGAAAAAUAUAUAUAUAUUUUUUUAUUUUCCACAGUUGGUAGCACUGUUGCCUUGCAGCAAGAAGGUCCUGGGUUCAAUUCCCAGACUGGGGUCUUUCUGCAUGUAGUUUGCAUGUUCUCACUGUGCAUGCGUGGGUUCUCUCCGGCUUCCUUAGGUGUGAGUGUGUGUGCAUGGUUGCUUGUCCUGUCUGUCUCUGUGUGGCCCUGUGAUGGACCGGCGACCUGUCCAGUGUGACCCCGCCUUUUGCUUGUCCACAGCUGCAGAUAGGCACCAGAACAGAUAAAUAUGUGGAUGUGCCAUAACUUUUUCCAGCUGAAGUUAUUAUCUUUGGACCUAAAGAGGGCCGAUCGAGAGUCGUCGCACAGCUUUGGCUAUUACUGCUAGAAACUUGAGAUCAGGCCUGAAAUCUGGGUGUAGUGAUGAACUCUGACCUGAACCUCCAGAGACACAUAAAGACAGUUACAAAGUUGGCCUUCUAUCACCUGAAGAACACUUUUAGGAUUACACAAACAUCUGAAGAAACUCAUGCAUGCAUUUAUCUUUAGUUACAUUGAUUACUGAUUUCUUUUCAGAUCAGACAGCUGCGCUUUCUCACUAAGACUGGAAAAAUAGAGCACCUGACUCCAGCUCAAAAGUCCUUACACUGGGUUCCUGUAUCUCUGAUACUACAUUUGAAAACACUUUUGUUAGUUUAUAAAUCACUGAAUGACUUAUUAUCAAAAUACAUUAAAGAUUUUAUGUAUCAACCCUCCAGAUCCCUCAGGUCUUCUAAUUUAAGUUUACUCUGAAUGGAGAAGCAGAGUUCAGUUGUCAUACUCCAUUAAUCUGGAGAAAACUUCCAGAAAUGUUAUAAAACAGCUUAAAACUGAGUUUGUUCAAAUCAAGGCUGAAACCCACCUGUUUAGAGUUACUUUUGAUUCAUAACAACUGGAACAUUUGUCAACAUAUGUGAUGAAUAUUUGCUUGAUCAUUUGACAGAAUGUAAUGCUUAUUGCUUGUUUCAGAAUUGUAUUAUGUUUUU